GGAGGUUGACGUCAUUUCCGCAGGCUUAGACCGGGGAAAGUAGUUUCCUGAGGCUGACACCCCUCAGAUAAUCUCAGCACUAAAAGACACACCUGGAUUAUUCUAACAUCAUGAUUAUUCCAACGACAUGACCUGAAUCUAACGUUUCUGGAACCUUCGUUGGUGUUUCUGUUUCUGUCGGACAGUCUGAUGUGAAGAUGAGUGAAGAUUCAGGUACUUUAAAGUCUCUCUGUGUUAAACUUUAACCUGUUUUAUGUCAGGAUCCCUAACGUGAUUGGCUGUUCGCUGUUUUUAACUCUUUCAAACAUGUUUUUAUGGUCAAUAUUAACGGAACCUGUUGCACGUCGUCAGUGUGGCUGAUGCUGCGUUCAUGGGCUUCGUGAUGCUCGAAAUUCUUAGUUACGAAGACUCUCUCCCUCUCCUGAGCCAUAUGUCAUUGGUUAGAAGAGAUUAAAACACAGUAGAAAGAAAAAAUAACACUUUCUUUUAAAAUACAAUAUAAGCAUCAAAUCAGUUAGUCAUUUUCCCAUCACUUUUACAUUUGUUUAAUCAGCUUGAGUGCCUUUCACCUUAUGUCCACCGAGAGUGAAUUUCUCCGAUUAUUUCUUGAUCACGUGAACGCGGGCCGACUAACGGGAUGUUUGAGUUAAACGGUAAACAAAGACGGUUUUAAUUAAAGUAAACAUGAAUAUUUACUGAAACAUUACUCUGGAUUUUGAUCUUAAACUAACUGUUGAAAAAGUUGAUCGUAAGAAAACCGUUUAAUAACGAGUUAGCCUUUAAAAUGAAGACGUUAGCCGCCAGCUAAGUCUGUCUUUGUAAAUAACUUUAGUAUCGCGAUAAUAUCAAACCUGACGAUAAUACUACCUGACUUUGACUUCAUGUUUAUUUACUUCUCUGUUUGACUCAAAGACCUUUUCCUAAAGCACUGAAAUAUCAUAAUUAUAUGUUUUGUCUUUAUUUAGUUCAGUAUUUGUCAGUGAUAGGAUAGAAGUUAUACGAUGCGAUUAUACGAACGAUGCGGAACAUUACGAUAAGGUCCAGCGAUGGACCGAGUAACUACAUUUCAUUUUGAUUAAACAGAUGAAUGUGACAAAGUUUUACACAAAUUACAGAAAAUAAAGGAUAAUCGAACAUUUAAAAUACUGUGAAACAGUGAAGACACAUCGUGAGAGUCAGUCUGCUGAGUGCAAACAACAGCCAACAGAGUAAAUACUGCUAAAUACUGGUAUGAGCUCUUAAACUUUAGCAGAACAGCCAACAGUCUGCUGUAAAAUCCACUGGCUUCGUGAGACCAGCAGCUUUCCAGUCGCCAUGGUGACCGGCUCCUAGCGUUACGCUCUAGGACAGAGCGCCACAGGAGGUCCUUUCUUCCAGCAGCCGUCAGACUGUUUAACAAAAUCUGAGUUGAGGACCUGUUCACCUCAGCACUAUAUACGUAUUACACUACUGCAUUUAUUACAUACUGGUUUAUACUGGUUUAUACUGGUUUUAACAGAUUUAACUGUACUUGGCUGGUCUGCAGAGGUGCACUUGUUGUUGUUGUCUUUGUUAGUGUACUGUAUGAGUCUGUGAGUGGAACAACCCCUGAAUUUACCCAUCUACCUACCUAUCUGUCUGUCUGUCUUUCUUUUCAGCUGAUAAACUGGACAGUUGUACUGUCACAUGGAGUAAAUCUGUUUGUUUUCCAGAAUUUCAGCUGAAGUAUUCGGUUGUUUUCACUGAACUGACCUUGUCCUACUCGUGCAGAUAAUCAAAGAUAAUGUUCAAACCUAUUACAGAGCUGUCAGGCCUGUUUUUGUUCAGCCUACAGAGCAGCUCCACCAGCCUGCCUCAUGUAGAACCAGUGAGGUGGACAAACAUGCGUCUUUACCUAGACUAGAUGAAUAACUGUGAGCAGUAAAUCGGAGUUACAGGCUGCAAAGUUCCCUCAUGUAUCAGAUAAACUUCUUCUUAUCUGUCUGGGAGGUGUUUAAAGCUCUCUCAGUAACUUCACCUCUCUGUUUAUAUGACUCCAGCUCUCUUGAUGCAAACGUCUGUAAACAAUGAUGAAAACCUGUUUGUCCUUCUCAGACACCAGCCUUCAGGCCCAGCUAGCCGAGUGCCGAGCUCAGGUCGAACACUGGCAGGGCGUGGCGACGAUCUGCGAGCUGAGCAAACAGGAGGAACUGGCAGAGCUGCAGAAACAAUGUGACCAAGAGAUCCAGUCUCUACAGGAGGCUCUGAGAGGUGAGUGUGUUUGGUUUAUCCAUGAUCUCUGUUCACACGCUCAGGGGUGUUUUUGUGUCCUCGUUAAGAAGAAGAAUAAAUCAGAGCGUGGAGAGUUCGACUCGGUGUCACUUCUGAGACGUUGUUUUGUAAAGAAGGACUCAGGAAAAAGGAAGAGCUGGGAGAGAGAGGCAGAGAAUGUCGGACAAUGACAGAGGAACGACUCAUACUCAACACAACUGUAGAUCCAACAUGUAGUUUAAAGUAUUAACAGGAAGAGACUCUUUAUGGAUCAGAUACAAACAUUAAAGUCUGAAGAUGUUUGUUCAAGAUUAAAGCAGCAAAGACGCUGACUCAGCAGUUUUCCUUUCAGAGACUAAAGUCCUCACUGGGAACCUGAACGUGUUUCCAUGUUUCUGAGUAAAUUCAAUGUUACUGUUCAUGUUUUAGACUCCAGAAAUACAAACACAGGUUAGUUUUGACAGAAGCCCUUAAACUGGAUCUGUCUUUAAAAAGUUCAUAAAUCAGGUUUUAAAAGAGGAACUGAAACAUUCGACCGUUUUCAAGAUUUCACUGUAACUUUCUGUUUAUGAAGUUUCUAAAGAUCGUCUCCUAAAGACAUGAACUCUCCGGAUCACUUUGAUGAGGGUUAAAGCUGCUGUAGGGAACUUUUAGCUCGCCUAGUUUUUCCUGGCGCCCCCCUGUGGACAGAGUAACACCUGUUAUUGCUCGGCCUGGACAUGAAUUUUGUCUCAUCUUGUCUUUUACCUACGAACUGUAUCGCUCACUGUGAGGACUCGGGGUAAAAAGGUCUUCCCCAGGAUCCGUCUUUUUCCCCCGGAAAGUCGCAAAAUCACAUCGGCCUUGAUGUGUUUAGUCAGGCGCGUCAAAACUCACCUCCGAAUAUUUCGUAAUUUCACGUUCUGUAUUGGCGUCAGCCCCGGUGUGUGAGGACCUUAAAGGUAAAUAUGUUGUUAAGCCUCUCUGCGUCGCUCCUCCUCAUGAUUUCAUGGUCCUGAUUUACCUCUCUGUGUUUCAGAGACUGCGGCGCAGUAUGAGGCUCGUAUUUCUGUCCUUCAGUCUGUGGAGUGGAGGAGAGCCAGCGGUCAGCUCAUGGUCAGUGUUCACCUCUGAGGUCGUCUGUCUGUUAUUGUCUGUGAUGAUCUGGAGGAACUUCAGGUGGACUCGGUCUUCAGGCGUUUUGUUUCUCUCUCCGUCAGAUCGGUGGAAGGAAACACAGGAUGGAUCCAGAAGUCGUCAGUAAUGAUUCCCAAACCCUGAACAGUCUAACAGAGUUAGAGGCGGCGUCAUCUGCAGACAGGAAGCAGGCCGAGUUAGAGGCAGCGGAGGGAGACGCGGCGCAGCUGACAUCGGACGGUUAUUUUUCCCUGAGGAACUGCGACUCGGCGUCUUUGUCCUCCUUCUCCAUGGACACGCCGUCUCUGCCCAGAAAACUGCACGCUCAGGACGACACCGACUCUCUGGUCUCCACGGGAACCCUGGUGCCUGAGGCCAUCUACCUGCCGCCAGCGGGACACCGACUGGUGACACACGGAGACUGGGACGCCCUCAACGCUCAGGUGAGGAUGAUAACCUGACAGUUCUUUAUUCUGUCAUCACAACAUGAGGCCGAGCGAGUGUUUCCAACGAGUGUUUCCAACAAGUGUUUCAGACGUUUGUUUCUAAACGAGUGUCUCUAACGAGUGUUUCUGACGAGUGUUUCCAACGAGUGUUUAGGACGUGUGUUUCUAAACGAGUGUUUCUGACGAGUGUGCGGUCUGUUGCUCAGGUGUCAGAGUUGAGGGAGGAGGUGAGUCGUCUUCAGGCUGAGAAGGAGGAGCUGGAGAAAGAGCUCGACACACAGACCAACCACACACACAAACAGGUCAGAGACACACUCACACAAACACACAGCAGGUAGAGUGUAGACUUACACCCAUGUUAAUGUGUGUGUGUGUGUGUGUGUGUGUGUGUGUGUGUGUGUGUGUGCAGGUAUCGAUGCUCCAGUCUCAGGUCAAGACCUCAGAGACUCUCCUCCAGGAUCUACAGAAAUCUUUCAGCCAAUCACAGAGCGCCGUGCAGAGUCGGCUGGUGAGUGAGAGACGCUGAAUCUGACCGUAGAAAGGUUCGAGUCUGAGUGUGACAUUAACGUGUGUGUGUGUGUGUGUGUGUGUGUGUGUGCGUGUGCAGGCGGAGCUGUCUCUCUCUCAGAGGAGGAUGUGCAGCGAUCUGUCCAGACUGAGAGGAGAGGAGGUGGAGGAUGAAGGAGUGGACUCCAGCUCAGCAUUAGCAGCAUCUCUGCAGGUACGAGUCCUGAUCCAGGGUUCCUGCAGUUUUUAGAUUUGUCUGCGAUGUUUGAGGCGUGUUCUGACCGCUGAGCUCUGACCUGCAGGGGGCGCACUGUGAGGAGCGACUUCGCAUCGAGAUCAUCAACCUGAGAGAGCAACUGGACGGGCGAUCGGAGGAGAACGGUGUGAGGGUCUCCCUCUGCUCCUGAUUCUUGGUAUCAGUUUUUACUCUCGGCUGUGACUCUGACAUGUUUUCACUUCCUCUCUUCUCGGUGUUCGGACCUUUGGACCUGGACUCACUGCCAUCAGAAGUUUUAGAGGGUAAGUGGAGACAAAAGUUCUGGUCCGGUGUUCGUCCUCCUGUCUGCUCUAAACUCACCUGGUAGAAGGUCUCUGUGGUUGGACUAAGUUCUUGUGUGUGUGUGCAGUGCAGCUGUCCAGUCUGAAGACAGAGACCGAGAGGAUCCAGACCCAGAAGGACCAGCUGCAGGCUGAGCUGAUCACCUGCCGCACUGAGCUGGACGGCCUGCGGGUGGCGCUGUCUCACCUCCAGGGAACCAACAAAUCUCUGAGCAACGACAAGGUGAGUUUUUAACGUCCAGAUGAUUUCAAACAAGUUCCUGUCAGACUCUCACACCCAAUUUCACCGCAUCUGAAACGCCUCUGAUGAUGAAGAACGGCGAUUUUUGCCCUCCGCCAUUUCCUACUGGAUCUGUUUGUGAGGAGAAUUUCGUGGUGGAUUACAGACAGCAGUAAUCGCGAGAACUCGCAAAAACCCGCAGAUUCACGUUCAAUCUCACGAUAACGAGUCGUCUCUCUAAAGACAGACACAUAGACAUAUAAGCAGUAGAUUGUGUCCUUCCAGAGGAGGAAAUCUACUUCUAGACUUCUAGAAUCAGCAUCUCCUCAUCCAUGGUGUCAUCGGGGUGAAAUGACGUCUAAAAACCUUUCACUUGUUCGUCUCCGCCCGUUUGCAUGGUGUGAAAUACGAUCCUCCUGAAACACGGAGUGUUUUAUUUUGAAAAGAAGCCGGAUGUUUUAUUUUGAAGUCUGUGCCCGACUUCCUUUCCAGCACGGGUUAAUCUGUGCUGAAUUUAUCCGCCAGGCUCCGGCGUCCAGAAAAAAUAGAACUCUUGUGAUCAGCUGAGGAGUCCGGCGAUCCGCAGAGGAACGGAAAGAAGUCGGUGUAAAUUGACACGUUAACUUGAAUGGUUACGAUCAGCUACGAUCGGAGGAUACGACCUUUUAGGAGACCAUCAGGAUGAAGGUGGAGGUCGGGGGUUAGACUCUGAUCAGUCUGUGGUUGUGUGUUUAUGUGUGUGUUAAUUUUGUGUGUGUGUGUGUGUGUCAGGCGGCUCUGCAGCAGCAGUGUCUGGAGCUGCGCAGUCAGGUGAUCAGUCUGCGCUCUCAGGUGGAUACCAGUCAGACGGUGCAGAGAGACUUCGUGCAGCUCUCUCAGUCUCUGCAGGUGAGUCUCUGAGCGCGCUCACUCGCUCUGAAAACAGACCGACCGUCACGUUGAUGUUUUAGAUAAUCUGGUAAAUUCAUCAGGGACCAAACUUCAUAUUUAUUCUUAAAGUGAGACACUGAUUGGAUCUCUAAGGAGGGAGGAGUCCUCCGUCCGUACCUCCGUCAGUCAGCAGUGACCGUCUUCUCUCUGCAGGUGAAGCUGGAGUUGGUGCGUCAGGCCGAGAAUCUGGAUCAGGUCCGAGAAAUCCUGGAGGACCGGGACAGCGAGGCGGGAUCGUCGCCUGCAGACGCCUCAUGAGUUUUAAAGUCUCACUGAACCAAAGAGCAGAAACAGAGACCACAUGACACGGGUUGGACCACUGGGACCAGCACUGGUAACACUGGACUGACGUGUUUCUGCUCAAAGACUCGGAGUCUGUUUCUCAGAGACCAAAGUGACCUCUGAUGGACUGAGACGCCUGGAGGAAACCUUCCUGAAACACAUUUACUCAGAAACUAACACGUAAAACUCAAAGUGACUCCACUACAGAGAAAAACACUCACAGUCUAACCCUCCAGCGCUCCUCACUGAGGAGGAGCAUCAACCUUUAUAUCAGUGAACCGUCUGUCUGAGCAGGAGGCCUGAAAACUGACCAACGUGCAAUAAUGACGUUAGAGGAAGUAGAAAACAGACGAACCUGAACGGGACCUCAGACGCCACGUUUUAUAGCCGACUCCUUUUCUCGCUAAAAACACUGAAACUUUUUAGACUUUAAUUUAUAAAGACGUUUGUGAAAGUCUGUGAAAAUGUUCAAGUGUACCGCUGUUCCUCUUUCUACAGUCUGACAAGUAAAGAAAUCUUUUCUUCA
Molecule: messenger RNA, 6814 nt
Organism: Xyrichtys novacula (pearly razorfish)
Lineage: Eukaryota; Metazoa; Chordata; Actinopteri; Labriformes; Labridae
Source: the annotation of a GenBank genome assembly